GCAACAGGCAGGCCAGUUCUAUCUCAUUCUGUUCUGUUUCCUCUGGGAACAACGAGAGAACUGCAGGGCACACUGCCCCACCCACCCAGCAAAAGCCUGUACUCUCCACCAACAUGCUUCUGGGGCACUUGAGCUACCAAAAUCCAGGAGGCAGGGGACACGUCCUCUCCCCCAGUGUGGCGGGCACAGAUGCAAUAAAGGACCCUGUGUGACAAGAGCCUUGCCCAUGGGUGGAGAGGUCUGGCCCUCACCAAGGCCACUGUCCCAUCUUGGCUCAAUGUCCCUUAACCACACUGGCCUUCCGACCAAAGGAAGAUAUAAGCAAGGAAGAAGCCAGCACAGCUCUGCAAACCCAGGAAAGGCAGCCUACACAUGCCACGUGCCCACCAUGUGAUAUAUGACUAGCCGUGUUGCAGAUGGGACCUGACAAGAGAAGCCACACAGCAUGAUCUCAUAAGGCCCCUUGCUGAGAAGAUGGCUCAACAACUCAGGAAGGUGAGGCCUUGGUGGAAGAAUCCCACCCACUCCCCUACUGUGGCAUAUUUUCCACCCUCACCAUGGCAACAAGGCCUCCACAGUGAUCGCCAUGAGUCAUGUCACGUGACCGGACCUCCUCAUGUGGCUCCCUUCAAUACUUUCAAUGCUUUACUUCACUUCUCUUCCCCUCUCACCUGCUCAUCUCUGCUGGUUCUUCCCUACUCACCUGCAUCCUAUGUCACAGGUACGGCACCCUCAGGAUGCCAAGGGAGGGGCUCACCUAACAAGCGCCUGAGCUAUCUUGACUAGUUUCUGUGUGUGUGUAUUGUUGGGGAGACAACCAAUUUAAUAACAAAAGCAGAUUUUGAGCUUGGUAAAAAAUAGAUCUUUGGCAUUUAAGGGGAAAAAACCCAGGGCGCUGGUUCCUUCCUUGCAUCCUGCUCAAAAAGGAUGGUCUUCUCCUUAGAUAUGUCACCUGCAGAGUCAUAUGGUUUCUGAUGCAUUCACAAAGGACUCCCACCAGGUAGAAACAGAUUUUCUACAAUGAUGACAUUAUUCUUCAAAGGCAGCCCUAAGUCAUGAAAGUUUGAAGAGUUCAGAGUAGUAGGGUCUCAACUGAAUCCCAACUACACUGAGUGUUGUGGCCUCAGCACCUUGGGGGGCUGGCUGGGGAGGGCACCCCAGUCUGUCUGAGGAACUAAAGAGCCUCCCAGGACAACUCUCAGCCUGGGGAAGAGAGAGGAGGUAGGAAUAAGGCUAUGGAGACCACACUGAAAGAAAUAUUUCCUCAAGAAAUGCUAAGGUCUCCCACCCUAUUCAUCAUGCCAACUGGGACUAAUUGAAGACCUAGUGCUCUGGCACCUCAGAGAUACAAAACACAUGGUGGCGGUGGUGCCCAAGGUGCUGGAGGUGGCAGCAUGCCAGGGAAGGCUCCCAUCUGCAGCCUCAGAAGACACCUAUGGAGAGGUGUCCAGGACUCUGGGCAGCAGAGGUCUUCAGCUUCAAGGAAAUGAUGGCAGCAGCCAUCCUAGAAGCACCUGGCCAAGUACAGAAGGUAGAGGUGGCAUGGUGGCUGAACCUGUCAAUCUAUGUUUGCUCCUUGGGGCUACCAGGAAGAAAGGAGGGGAACACAGAACCUGGCUGGAGCUUCUAUAGGCACAGAGGAUACAGGAACAAAAUCUGGAUUGUCUCUAUGCAGGCCCUAAUUCAUGCCUGCACUGCCACCGUGGGAGCCUGGGACUGUGGUGGACACCCCUCUGUUGAACACGGAAAGUCUGUCCCUCCGCACACGCUGUGGGAGCCCGGGACUGUGGGGGACACCCCUCUGCUGAACACAGAAAGUCUGUCCCUCCGCACACGCCGUGGGAGCCCGGGACUGUGGGGGACACCCCUCUUUGAACACGGAAAGUCUGUCCCUCCGCACAUGCCAUGGGAGCCUGCCCCUGCUCAGAGUGCCUGAAAGGCAAAGAACAAGAGAAGACCUCAGAUGUCAAGUCCAUUAAAGCUUCAAUAUCUGUACAUUCCCCACAAAAGAACACUAAAAAUCAUGCGUUGCUGGAGGCUGCAGGACCAAGUCAUGUUGCAAUCAAUGCCAUUUCUGCCAAUAUGGACUCCUUUUCAAGUAGUAGGACGGCAACACUUAAGAAGCAGCCAAGCCACAUGGAAGCCGCUCAUUUUGGUGACCUGGGCAGAUCUUGUCUGGACUACCAGACUCAAGAGACCAAAUCAAGUCUUUCAAAGACCCUUGAACAAGUCUUGCAUGAUACUGUUGUCCUUCCUUAUUUCAUUCAAUUCAUGGAACUUCGGAGAAUGGAGCAUUUGGUUAAAUUUUGGUUAGAGGCCGAAAGUUUUCACUCUACAACUUGGUCACGAAUAAGAGCACAUAGUCUGAACACGGUGAAGCAGAGCUCACUGGCUGAGCCUGUCUCUCCAUCUAAAAAGCACGAAACUACAGCCUCUUUUGUAACCGAGUCUCUUGAUAAGAGAUUGGAAGAUUCUAGCUCAGCCCAAUUGCUUAUGACUCAAUCAGAAGGAAUUGACAGGAAUAAUAGAACUAACAACACUCAGAAUUACUUGCUGCUUUCCCAGGAAUGUGACAGUGCCCAUUCUCUCCAUCUUGAAAUGGCCAGAGCAGGAACUCAUCAAGUUUCCAUGGACACCCACGAAUCCUCCUCCAGAUUUAUAGUAGCCAGUAGAAAUAAUCCCGCUUCUCCACUAAAGGAGUUAUCAGGAAAACUAAUGAAAAGUAUAGAACAAGAUGCGGUGAAUACUUUUACCAAAUAUAUAUCUCCAGAUGCUGCUAAACCAAUACCAAUUACAGAAGCAAUGAGAAAUGACAUCAUAGCAAAGAUUUGUGGAGAAGAUGGACAGGUAGAUCCCAACUGUUUUGUUUUGGCACAGUCCAUAGUCUUUAGUGCAAUGGAGCAAGAGCACUUUAGUGAGUUUCUGCGAAGUCACCAUUUCUGUAAAUACCAGAUUGAAGUGCUGACCAGUGGAACUGUUUACCUGGCUGACAUUCUCUUCUGUGAGUCAGCUCUCUUUUAUUUCUCUGAGUACAUGGAAAAAGAAGAUGCAGUCAAUAUCUUACAAUUCUGGUUGGCAGCAGAUAACUUCCAGUCUCAGCUUGCUGCCAAAAAGGGCCAGUAUGAUGGGCAGGAGGCACAGAAUGAUGCUAUGAUUUUAUAUGACAAGUACUUCUCCCUCCAAGCUACACAUCCUCUUGGAUUUGAUGAUGUUGUACGAUUAGAAAUUGAAUCCAAUAUCUGUAGGGAAGGGGGGCCUCUCCCUAACUGUUUUACAACUCCAUUACGUCAGGCCUGGACAACCAUGGAGAAGGUCUUUUUGCCUGGCUUUUUGUCCAGCAAUCUUUAUUAUAAAUAUUUGAAUGAUCUCAUCCAUUCAGUUCGAGGAGAUGAGUUUCUAGGAGGGAGUGUUCCACUGGCUGCCCAUGGUUCUGUUGGCCUUCCUGACGAAUCUAAUGUAGGCGGUUCUGACAGCUCUGCUUCUCAGUCCAGUAUGAAAAAGGCCAGUAUUAAAAUAUUGAAAAAUUUUGAUGAAGCGAUAAUUGUGGAUGCUGCAAGUUUGGAUCCAGAAUCUUUAUAUCAACGGACAUAUGCAGGGAAGAUGACAUUCGGAAGAGUCAGCGACUUGGGGCAAUUCAUCCGAGAAUCUGAGCCUGAACCUGAUGUAAAGAAAUCAAAAGGAUCUAUGUUCUCACAAGCUAUGAAGAAAUGGGUGCAAGGAAAUACCGAUGAGGCCCAAGAAGAGUUAGCUUGGAAGAUUGCUAAAAUGAUAGUCAGUGAUGUUAUGCAGCAGGCACAGUACGAUCAACCAUUAGAGAAAUCUACAAAGGAAGUGACAAACACUCCGGUGUCUAGGAUCGUGUGCUCCCGGCACCCAGCCAGGCCCAUCAUGCAGUGCAGCAGCCUCGCACUGGCCAGGGCGGCCGCCCAGAGCACCGCGAGACCCUGGCAUGGCAAGGGGACGGCAUAUGCCGCAGGUGGGGUGACAGGUGGUUUGGCUGAACUUGUGCCCUCACGGCCUCCCCCACGGAUCGCUGCAUCUGGACUUGGGCCUUUCCCGUAUCUGUUUUGGGUCGGAGGUAUCCUCCGCAAUUUGGGGGUGCCUUCUGCUGCUUUUCCGUCAUGUGCAGUUGGUGUAUCCGGUUUUUGUUAUUGUUUAAUUUUUGUUGCUGUUUUAUUUUAUUUUUUUUUGAGAUAGUCUCCUGGGCUAGA
Molecule: messenger RNA, 4211 nt
Organism: Microcebus murinus (gray mouse lemur)
Lineage: Eukaryota; Metazoa; Chordata; Mammalia; Primates; Cheirogaleidae
Source: RefSeq, a predicted model, not a curated record